AUGCAAAAACCCUCAUCAACCACACACAAGCCCCCAGACCCCACCCAGAAAUCACUCAAGCCCCCGUCAUCAACCUGGAAAGACGUCAUCCCCUCCAUCCGCCUCUCAAAGCCCGUCCAAAGCAUCACCUCACGCCUCUCCACUGCCUCCUCCUCCUCCUCCUCCUCCUCGUCAGACUCCUCCAUAAUGUCCCGAACCUCCACCAUCGACUACGGCCACGAAACCUUCCCAACCUUCUCCAAAAAGAUCCUCGAGCUCCUCCACCACAUCGGCACCCUCAACCUCCCCAGCAUCCGCAUCACCCCAAAGACCGCAAUCGACAUCACCCGCAUGCCCGGCGGCAACAGCUACCGCAUCAUCGGCAUCACCCUCACCACCCCCACCCCCACCCCCACCAAAAAGACGGCCAAGGAGGACCAGAAAGACCACUACAUCCUCCGCCUCCCCCGCCACGAAACAACCCCCACCACAAACCUCCUCCGCGCAGUAUCAACAAUGUACCACCUCGAAAAGCACACCCCAAUCCGCACGCCCAUCACCGUCGUCUACGACCCCGACGGCGGCAAAGACACCUCCGACUGCCCCCUCUCCCUCCCCUACAUCCUGCAGACCCGUCUCCCCGGAAAACCCCUCGCCGAAGCCCUCCCCGAGAUGUCCUUCCCGCAGCGCUGCGCCUUUGUCAGACAGCUCGUCAACCUCCUCACAGACAUGGACAAGACGCAGUUCCCGCGCGCCGGCGUGCUCGUCCCCGCCGCUGUCGCAGCGGAGCGCAAAGGCAUGGUCGUGGUCGACAGCUUCGACAUCCCCGGCGUCGCCGACGAGGCCCUGCGCUCAAGGAUCCAGGCGUACCCGGAGCAGACGACGCGGGACAUGCUGCUGACGCAGCUCGAGACGUGGAGGCUCUUCUGGCAGCACCGCGAGACGUCCGGCGGCGAGGCCGAGCUGGCGAUGGGCUACAUCGACAGACUAAUCGAGACCACGCGCGAGAUGGAGCGCUACGGGUGCUGCCUGGGCGAUAACGUCAACGUGCUCUACCACCCCGCGCUGACGCCGCAAAAGAUCUUUGUGCAGCGCCGGGGGAGCAGCAGUAGCGGCGAGUGGGUCGUCAGCGGCGUGCUGGGCUGGGACGAGACGGUCUCUGUCCCGCGCAUCAUGGCGCACCGCGCGCCGUCGUGGCUGUGGCGCAGCGGCGCCGAGGAGGGGUGGCAGAUGGCGGACGAGCGGCACGACUGCGCGAUCCCGGCCAGCGCCGAGUCGGCCGAGGUCAAGAAGCUGUUUGAGAUUGAGGCCGAGUCGGCGAUCCCGCGGUUCCUGGAGUAUGCGUAUCGGCCGCGGUAUCGGAUGGUCAGGCGGCUGUGCUGGUUCGCCGUGUGGGGGGUCCGCUUUGAGGAGGAUGUGCUGGGUGUGGCGGCGUUUUUGCGCGAGUGGGACGAGAUGAAGAAGGAUCCGAAUUUGGGCUGGGCGGUGAAGGGGGUGUGGGGGGAGGGGUAG
This is a messenger RNA of Morchella importuna, 1491 nucleotides long. RefSeq lists its product as uncharacterized. The record is from RefSeq and is a predicted model, not a curated record. The transcript has a single exon. NCBI's taxonomy places the organism in Eukaryota, Fungi, Ascomycota, Pezizomycetes, Pezizales, Morchellaceae. Bases 1 to 1491 code for a protein of 496 amino acids.